AGCACAGCGAAGCAAAGCUGAGCUCUUUGAUUAGCCGCCAAGCUUUGCUUCUUCACGCGUCAUCGGUCGUAUCGUAUAAACAGACGACGAAGAAGAAGAAAAAGAGGCGACUUUGCCGAUUGAUUCCCCUUUGCUUCUUCCUCUCUUCUCCCCUUCCGAGGCGCCGCUUUGUUUUUGAAUCUCACCUCUGUUUCUCCGAAUCCCCAAGCAAGGGAAGCCAUGGCUAGCAUCGAGUACGAUUACCUCUUCAAGCUGCUCCUCAUCGGCGACUCCUCCGUCGGCAAGUCCUGCCUCCUCCUCCGAUUCGCCGACGAUGCGUACGUGGAUACCUACAUCAGUACAAUCGGUGUUGAUUUUAAAAUCCGGACUGUCGAGCUCGAUGGGAAGUCAGUGAAGCUACAGAUCUGGGACACAGCUGGCCAGGAAAGGUUCAGGACAAUAACAAGCAGUUACUAUCGAGGAGCUCAUGGAAUCAUUAUUGUAUAUGACGUGACAGAUAUGGAAAGCUUCAACAAUGUCAAGCAGUGGUUGAGUGAGAUCGACAGGUAUGCCAGUGACAGUGUAUGCAAGCUUCUAGUCGGGAACAAAUGUGAUUUGGUUGAUAGUAAGGUCGUUGAUACAGAGGAGGCCAAGGCUUUAGCAGACUCACUAGGAAUGACUUUUCUUGAGACAAGUGCAAAGGAAUCCAUCAAUGUGGAGAAAGCUUUCUUAACCAUGUCAUCAGAAAUCAAGAAAAGGAUGGCAACCCAACCUGCGGCGGAGAGGAAACCAACCGUCCAUCUUCACGGGAAAGGCCAGCCGAUUCAGCAGGAGAAGAGUAGCUGCUGCUCCUCAUAAGCUCAUCAGCACUCAGUUCCUUUCUUUCAUGAUAUAUGGUUGAGUGGUUGGAGGCUGGAAGAUAUUCAUCAAAGGCUAGAGAAGGCACUGAACUGGAUACUGAAUACAGAAAUUCUAAAGAUAGUUUGUGCAACUACUUAUUGUUAAUUACUCACAACAGUUUGAGUCUGUUAUUCAAUCUCAGUUACUUAUUUCACCGUAUUAGGCGUAUUUGAUGGACUUCUGUAUGUAGAAAAAAAUUACAUGAAAUCUGGUGGAUGCAAAGCUUGUCAAUCAUCA
This is a messenger RNA of Brachypodium distachyon (stiff brome), 1116 nucleotides long. RefSeq names its product ras-related protein RABD1. Bases 220 to 837 code for a protein of 205 amino acids. NCBI's taxonomy places the organism in Eukaryota, Viridiplantae, Streptophyta, Magnoliopsida, Poales, Poaceae. Gene Ontology annotation, biological process: regulation of exocytosis; protein secretion. The transcript has 8 exons. The record is from RefSeq and is a predicted model, not a curated record. Gene Ontology annotation, molecular function: GTP binding; GTPase activity.